GAAUGAUCCUUUCCGAAGCCGGAACGCGCCGUCACACGGAGGGAGGGGAGAGGGAAUGGGUUGCGGCGAGUCGGCGUCACUGCUUCUGCUGCUCCUCCUCGUCUUCAUCAACAGUGCGAUUCCGAUCGCCGCUGGUCAAUCGAGUGGACUGUGUGUUUCUCCUGGUGGCCGCUUCCCAGCAUUUUCAACUGAUGGUAAACCUCCCAGAAAAGUAAACAAGGGACCUAAGGAUCUUACAUUGUGUAGAAUAUUUCGCCAAAAUACAUGUUGUGAUGUGGCCCAAACAUAUCCUGCUUUCCUACUGAUAAGAAGACUGGCUUCUGCUGGAGAAGGCAGCCAAGAAUGUUUGCAUUUGUGGGAACUGUUGGAGUGCUCUAUCUGUGAUCCACGUAUCGGUGUUCAGCCUGGACCACCUAUAGUUUGUGCCUCUUUCUGUGAUAUGGUUUUUCAGGCAUGCUCGAGUGCAUAUUUUUCCAUUGAUGCCAAGACUCAGGCUUUGUCACCUUGUGGCUUAAGCGACACUAUUUGUGGUAGAGCUACAGAAUGGGCCUCUAAUGGUACAGAGCUCUGCCACUUUGCAGGUUUCGCUGUUCAGCCAGAUAGGCAAAGCAUAGAGGGACAUGAUGAGCCAUUUUGCUAUGGAGGAAAAGCAAGUCUAGAAUCUAUUUCCCAUUCAUGGAAAUCUCCACAAUCUAGAUCACGGUCAAGAACUUCAAACUUAUGGGUGCUUGAAGAUUUUCAGCAAUGGGUGAGAGACAUGCCAAUCAGUGAAAAAGUUUUUUGGGCUGUAGGAGGGAUGGUUCUUACUGCAGGACUUCUUCUAAUAAGCAAGAGAAAGGGCUACUCGCACCGACAUAAGCAAGCAGCCAUCCGUCGCACUGCUAAAAGGCUAGAAGCACGGAUCAACCAGCAGUCCUCAACUACAAGGAAAUAGGUAGUAUCAGUUGGAUCUACCCAUUAUUGUGCAGUGAUUUUGCAAUGACAUGUUUUAUAACGGGUUGCAUCUUUAUCGUGCCAUGUACUGGUUGAUUAUCCUUCUCACUUUUUAGACUCUUACGCCCAGGCUCAACAGUUGUAGGAUGUAGUCAGGUCAGGCAUAGGAUGUCGGUGGAGUUGUAAUCAUUUUAAGCGUUGCACCCUCUCAUAUGAAUUGUGGGGCUUGUUCCUUACCAAAUUCAGCAGCGGAUUUUUUUUUUGUGUUUGUUA
Messenger RNA from Musa acuminata subsp. malaccensis (wild Malaysian banana), 1206 nucleotides. Its product is annotated as folate-binding protein 1. NCBI's taxonomy places the organism in Eukaryota, Viridiplantae, Streptophyta, Magnoliopsida, Zingiberales, Musaceae. The record is from RefSeq and is a predicted model, not a curated record.